Aspergillus tanneri is the source of this 900-nucleotide messenger RNA. RefSeq lists its product as uncharacterized. Gene Ontology annotation, cellular component: nucleus. Gene Ontology annotation, biological process: positive regulation of transcription by RNA polymerase II. Gene Ontology annotation, molecular function: DNA-binding transcription factor activity; transcription cis-regulatory region binding. The record is from RefSeq and is a predicted model, not a curated record. Lineage: Eukaryota; Fungi; Ascomycota; Eurotiomycetes; Eurotiales; Aspergillaceae. The coding region runs from base 1 to 900 and encodes 299 amino acids. The transcript has 4 exons.
AUGCCCUUUAAUCCAUUUAAGUUAGAGGUUGCAGAUAAUUACUUGGUACAAUACUUCCAAUGUAUCGCCUCCCGGUCUCUAACAACUUUUGGUCACGACCCUACAGAUGUAGGAAAUGUCCUCAUGCGCAUGACACUCGCAAACAGCUCUCCUUCUGCCGCUGCAGUGCUAAGAUCUAUGCUCGCUUUGUCAUCUCUGCAUCGCGACGGGCUUCAGCCACAGGCAGCGGAGCUCAAGAUAUCCGCUCUUAGGGCCCUUGCAGCCGCCUCAAAGAACAACAUUAGUGUAACAGAGGCUGCUCAACAUGUUGCAGCGGGGAUGCUCUUAUCCAUCAAGCUUCCUGCACAUCAGGUCAAUGGAGAUGGCCACUUAUCAGAUGUUUGCGACACAAUAUCCGCAAAACCACCACGCACCAUGUUCGCCAAGGACCUCGAUGAUUACAAAAAUUACUUAAAAAUCCUCAGAUGGAGGAUACGGAGUAUUUCCCCGUCGGACUCGACACCCAGGAACGGCCCCGGUUCGACAAUGAUCGUGGAAUUGUUUCAAUUAGCUAUGCUGGUAUAUCUUAACCGAGCAUCUGGAAACCUUCUCGAGCGUACAGCUGAAACUGAACAACUGGUUAGAAGGGCCUUCGCCAUAUUCUCUGAGCUCGGUUCUUGUGAGAGACAGUUUCCCUUGUUUAUAUUAGGCUGUGAAGCACGAACGGAUGAUGAGAGGUGUACCGUCCUCGAUCUUAUUUCUAGAACGGAGAAGGUAGCUUCCUCACGAUCCCUUCUUCUGGUGAGAAAGAUGGUCCAGGCUAUCUGGAACCAGGAUGAUCUUGCUGAUGGAGAGAUUGAUUAUGAGGAGACAUUGAGUGUGAUCAUCAGCUGCUGUGCAAUUUUGCCGACCUUUGUCUAA